Molecule: messenger RNA, 2873 nt
Organism: Felis catus (domestic cat)
Lineage: Eukaryota; Metazoa; Chordata; Mammalia; Carnivora; Felidae
Gene: KCTD8
Product: potassium channel tetramerization domain containing 8
Exons: 2
Coding region: 519-1949 (476 amino acids)
Biological process (GO): protein homooligomerization; regulation of G protein-coupled receptor signaling pathway
Molecular function (GO): protein binding
Source: RefSeq, a predicted model, not a curated record
UAAAUGACAGCUGUGGCUCGGGUCCCAGUCCGGAGCUUGACGUCAGCGCCGCCUCCCCGGGCUGCGAGGAGUAGUUAGCGCCACCAUCCGCGCCCGGGGCUCGCUGCGCGCUCGCAAGCUGCUAGGGCGGCGAGUUUUCUUUGCUCCGGCCCCUCCUCCAGCCCUCCCCGCGGGGAGCCGAGCCGCUGCCUAAGAGCCUCUCGCAAGUCUCCCUCACACUUCCCCGCCGUCACCCCAAAGGAGCAGGCGCUCCUCCUCGCGCCUCCACCGCCGCCGCGGCGCCCGCGGAGCUCCUCUCCCGCGCGCUUCGCUCCCCCGAUGGAUCCUGGGCGCCGCCGCCGCCGCCGCCGCUGCCCCGAGCUCUGAACCGGGACGCCCCGGCCGAAGGAACGUGCUGCCCGGCCCGAGGGCGCACCAGGCGCACGCCGAGGCCGAGGGCUGCCGGGGGUGCAAGGCGCGGGCUUCGGGAAGGAGAAAGUGCUGCUCUCCCGUGUCACUUGGCCGGCGGCGGGGGGACCAUGGCGUUGAAGGACACGGGCAGCGGCGGCAGCACCAUCCUGCCCAUUAGCGAGAUGGUCUCCUCGUCCAGCUCGCCGGGCGCGUCUGCAGCCGCCGCCCCGGGGCCCUGCGUGCCCUCUCCCUUCCCCGAGGUGGUGGAGCUGAACGUGGGAGGUCAGGUCUAUGUGACCAAGCACUCGACGCUGCUCAGCGUCCCGGACAGCACUCUGGCCAGUAUGUUCUCGCCCUCCAGCCCCCGGGGCGGCGCCCGACGCCGGGGAGAGCUGCCCAGAGACAGCCGGGCGCGCUUCUUCAUCGACCGGGACGGCUUCCUCUUCAGGUACGUGCUGGAUUAUCUGCGGGACAAGCAGCUCGCGCUGCCGGAGCACUUUCCCGAGAAGGAGCGGCUCCUGCGCGAGGCCGAGUACUUCCAGCUCACCGACCUGGUCAAGCUGCUGUCGCCCAAGGUCACCAAGCAGAACUCACUCAACGACGAGGGCUGCCAGAGCGACCUGGAGGACAACGUCUCCCAGGGCAGCAGCGACGCGCUGUUGCUGCGUGGGGCAGCGGCAGCCGCGCCCUCGGGCCCAGGAGCGCACGGCGGCGGCGGCGGCGGCGGCGGCGGCGCCGCGCCGGACAAGCGCUCGGGCUUCCUCACACUCGGCUACCGCGGCUCCUACACCACGGUGCGCGACAACCAAGCGGACGCAAAGUUCCGGCGUGUGGCGCGCAUCAUGGUGUGCGGGCGCAUCGCGCUGGCCAAGGAGGUCUUCGGGGACACGCUCAACGAGAGCCGCGACCCAGACCGGCCGCCCGAGAAGUACACGUCCCGCUUCUACCUCAAGUUCACCUACUUGGAGCAGGCGUUCGAUCGCCUGUCCGAGGCUGGCUUCCACAUGGUGGCGUGUAACUCCUCGGGCACCGCCGCCUUCGUCAACCAGUACCGCGACGACAAGAUCUGGAGCAGCUACACUGAGUACAUCUUCUUCCGACCACCUCAGAAGAUAGUGUCACCUAAACAAGAACAUGAAGAUAGGAAACAUGACAAAGUCACAGAUAAAGGCAGUGAAAGUGGGACUUCCUGUAAUGAGCUCUCCACUUCCAGCUGUGACAGCCACUCAGAGGCAAGCACUCCCCAGGACAACCCACCCAAUGCCCAGCAGGCGACAGCUCACCAGCCCAACACCUUAACAUUGGAUCGCCCUUCCAAAAAAGCACCUGUGCAAUGGAUGCCCCCACCCGACAAACGCAGAAACAGUGAACUCUUUCAGACACUCAUCAGCAAGUCCCGGGAAACAAACCUGUCCAAAAAGAAAGUCUGUGAGAAGCUAAGUGUGGAAGAAGAAAUGAAAAAGUGUAUUCAGGAUUUUAAAAAAAUCCACAUUCCAGAUUAUUUUCCAGAGCGCAAACGCCAGUGGCAAUCUGAACUGUUGCAGAAGUACGGGUUAUAGUAAUAGUCACAUUCCUGCAGUAUUUCAAUGACAUUCGAUGUUCACUACGGUGUCGCCACCUGACUAUAUCCUAACAACGGUCAGUGUGAUUCUUGCUGCUCUUCCUUUUUGUGAACAGUGGAUGUGGGACAGUAUUUUCUUUCAUUCUUUUUUGUUGUUGUUGUUGUUUUUAGAAGUAUGAUUUUGAAAAGAGAAAAUAAAUAAAUAAAUAAAUAAAUAAAUAAAUAAAUAAAUAAAUGUUUAACCAAAAUGGCAUAUCGGACUCAAACCAUUUGCAAGAAUGAAAGUAAAAUGUGCAUGAUCCAGAAGAUUAGAAUCUUGAUUUUUUGAACUGUGGUCAACUGGAUAUGUUUGUCAUUUUGUAACUCACCGAAAACAAAUCAUCGUAUCACUCCAACUAAAAUGACAAUAUGGAUGAAGCAACAUCAAGUAAAAUGUUAGAUGAUGGUUUUGGGACCCAAAUCCAAAACUGUUUAAAUGUUAAUGCAAUAAAACAAGUAUUAUUUUUGCAUGAACACAAUGUUACAAAUAAAUCACAUGACAUAGGGAAGAUCUGUUUGUUGCUUGGAAAGAAAAUUACAAAAAAAUAAAGUAAAAAAAUGUUUCAGGCAAAGCCUGUAAAUGUAAACUGUCUAAGAGAUUGAUUUUAUUUGUCUGGAUCUGUGACUUUUUGUGUAUGUGUAUGGUGUUCUGUAUGUUAAGAUGGUGUAAAUAUGCCUUAUGCUGUUGUGUUAUGGCACUGACAUUCAUCUAUUAAUGCUAGUCAUGAUUAUUUCUGUGAAAUGAGUCCUUACAUCAGGCUGUGAAAAUUGGUAUAAUAAUGCUCUGAAAGAUACUAUUAUCAUGUUAAUCAAAAUAAUUGAGGGAAAUGGUAAAAAGCUUUAUGUAUUUAUUAAAAAAAGGAAAUAUAGUGGAAUUCCUUGA